Fragaria vesca subsp. vesca is the source of this 1689-nucleotide messenger RNA. Its product is annotated as obg-like ATPase 1-like. Lineage: Eukaryota; Viridiplantae; Streptophyta; Magnoliopsida; Rosales; Rosaceae. The transcript has 12 exons. Gene Ontology annotation, molecular function: ATP hydrolysis activity; GTP binding; ATP binding. The record is from RefSeq and is a predicted model, not a curated record. Gene Ontology annotation, cellular component: cytoplasm. Bases 205 to 1389 code for a protein of 394 amino acids.
AAAGAUUCAUCUUGGGCCUUGGGCCUUGGAACUCACUGUUUAAUUUGGUGUGCGCGAGUGACAGUUUCUAGGGUUGGGAACCGUUGCGUAUAAAGGCAGCUCAGAACUCACCGGCGAACUCUUCCUCACUCUCUUUCUCUUCAUCUCACUCCACCCAAAACCCUAGAUAACUCAUCGGAGCUCUCCCAGAACCCCCAAAACAAAAUGCCUCCCAAGUCUGCAAAGGGCAAGGAAGCCCCAGCUGAGCGACCCAUCCUCGGCCGAUUCUCAUCUCACUUGAAGAUUGGGAUCGUUGGAUUGCCCAAUGUUGGGAAAUCUACUCUUUUUAACACUCUGACGAAGCUUUCGAUACCGGCUGAGAACUUCCCUUUCUGCACAAUUGAGCCCAAUGAAGCCAGGGUCAACAUUCCUGAUGAGCGGUUUGACUGGCUUUGCCAAUUGUACAAGCCGAAAAGCGAGGUCUCAGCCUUUCUGGAAAUUCAUGAUAUAGCUGGACUUGUUCGAGGUGCUCAUGAAGGACAAGGGUUAGGCAACAGUUUCUUAUCCCAUAUCCGUGCCGUUGAUGGCAUUUUUCAUGUUUUACGUGCAUUUGAAGAUCCUGAUAUCAUCCAUGUUGAUGAUACUGUGGAUCCUGUGAGGGAUUUAGAGAUUAUCAGUGCAGAAUUGCGUCUUAAGGACAUUGAAUUCAUGGAAAGGAGGAUAGAGGAUGUUGAAAAGAGCAUGAAGAGGAGCAAUGACAAGCAGCUAAAAGUAGAGCAUGAACUUUGUGGAAGGCUCAAGGCAUGGCUUGAGGAUGGAAAAGAUAUCCGUCUAGGGGAUUGGAAAGCUGCUGAUGUCGAGAUCCUGAAUACCUUUCAAUUGCUAACGGCCAAGCCUGUUGUUUACCUGGUUAACAUGAAUGAGAGAGAUUACCAAAGGAAGAAGAAUAAGUUCUUGCCAAAGAUUCAUGCAUGGGUGCAGGAACAUGGAGGUGAGAAAAUUAUUCCAUUCAGUUGUGCACUGGAGAGGAAUCUUGCAGAUUUGCCACCAGAUGAAGCAGCAAAGUAUUGUGAGGAGAACAAAGUGGAAAGUGCCCUUCCCAAGAUCAUAAAGACUGGAUUUGCAGCCAUUAAUCUCAUAUACUUUUUCACAGCUGGUCCUGAUGAGGUGAAAUGCUGGCAAAUUAGGCGGCUUUCAAAGGCUCCUCAAGCUGCUGGGACCAUUCAUACUGAUUUUGAGAGAGGAUUCAUUUGUGCUGAGGUCAUGAAGUUUGAAGAUCUAAAGGAACUUGGUAGCGAACCAGCUGUUAAGGCUGCCGGUAAGUACAGACAAGAAGGGAAGACAUACGUGGUCCAAGAUGGAGACAUAAUAUUCUUCAAGUUCAAUGUUUCUGGAGGUGGGAAGAAGUGAGAUUCACAUAUCCAGCAUACAUGUUCAUUUAGAUUCUGGGAGUAUAUGGUUCAUUCUAUGAUUGUAUACUUGCAUUGUCAAGAUGGUAACAUACCUGUAGCAUGUUUUGUAUUGUCUGGUCAAGUUUUUUGUUACUCUAGUUCAACUACCACUCUUCGACAUGUAUCCUAAGUUUUGGUUGUAGACUUGUGGUGAGUGAAUGGAGAAUACAAGCAUCACCCGUUUAUCUAACUAGUUCCUUGUAUGGUAACUUCUAAGCAAAUCUAUGUCAUAGGGAUGUCUCACUUUCUUCGAUUUUCC